Molecule: messenger RNA, 1593 nt
Organism: Diplodia corticola
Lineage: Eukaryota; Fungi; Ascomycota; Dothideomycetes; Botryosphaeriales; Botryosphaeriaceae
Product: succinate-semialdehyde dehydrogenase
Exons: 2
Coding region: 1-1593 (530 amino acids)
Biological process (GO): GABA catabolic process
Molecular function (GO): succinate-semialdehyde dehydrogenase (NAD+) activity
Source: RefSeq, a predicted model, not a curated record
AUGAGGCCCCUUCUCUCCUUCGCAGCAAAGUCCGCCAUCCGCUCGCGCUUCGUCCCCGUCUCCUUCCCCGUCCUCCGCUCAAGAACAUACGCAAUGGGUCACAACAUCCCUCCGCUCAGCGACAAGUCGCUCCUCAAGACAAAGUCCUACAUCAAUGGUGAAUGGGUCGGCGCGGCAUCCGGCAAGACCUUCGACGUCACCGACCCGUCGACAGGUGCCGUCAUUGCGACCCAGCCCGAGAUGGACGCAGCAGACACACAAAAGGCCAUCGACGCAGCAGCAGCAGCCCUGCCUGCCUUCAGCAAGCUUACCGGCCGCGAACGCGCUCGCUACCUACGCAAGUGGUACGACCUGAUGAUCGAAAACGCCGACGACCUCGCAAAGCUCAUAACAUGGGAGAACGGAAAGCCGCUGGCCGAUGCGAAGGGCGAGGUUACCUAUGCCGCCAACUUCUUCGAGUGGUUUUCUGAAGAGGCCCCGCGCAUCUAUGGCACCACCAUUCCCGCCACUGUCGGCGCAAACCGCGUCUUCACCCGCAAGGAGCCCGUCGGUGUGUGCGGCCUGAUCACGCCCUGGAACUUCCCCGCCGCCAUGAUCACCCGCAAGAUCGGCCCUGCACUGGCGGCUGGCUGCACCGUCGUCGCCAAGUCUCCUGGUGAGACCCCUCUGACCGCUGCCGCUCUCGCCGAGCUCGCCCACCGCGCCGGCAUCCCCAAGGGCGUCGUCAACUUCGUCACCGCUCUCGAAAACACCCCCCAGGUCGGCGAGCUGAUUACCACCUCGCCCACCGUCAAGAAGGUUUCCUUUACCGGCAGCACCAACGUUGGCAAGCUCCUCAUGAAGCAAUCCAGCAGCACCCUUAAGAAGCUCUCCUUCGAACUCGGCGGCAACGCGCCCUUCAUCGUCUUCGACGACGCCGACCUGGACGUCGCCGUCAACGGCGCCAUCGCCAGCAAAUUCCGCAGCUCGGGCCAGACGUGCGUGUGCGCCAACCGCAUCUACGUGCAGCGCGGCAUCUACGACAAGUUCGCCAACGCCUUCGCCGAGAAGGUCAAGGCGUUCAAGGUGGGCGGCGGCUACGGCGAGGGCGUCACCCACGGCCCGCUCAUCCACAGCCGCGCGGUGGGCAAGGUCGAGGAGCACGUGCAGGACGCGGUCAAGCACGGCGCCACGGUGCUGGUCGGCGGCCAGAAGCUGCCCGACCUGGGCGACAACUUCUUCCAGCCCACGGUCCUGCGCGACGUGACCAACGACAUGCGCAUCGCCCACGAGGAGACGUUCGGCCCCGUCGGCGCGCUGUUCCCCUUCGAUUCCGAGGCCGACGUCGUCGGGCUGGCCAACGCCGCCGAGGUCGGCCUUGCCGGAUACUUCUUCAGCCGCGACGUCCAGCGCUGCUACCGCGUCGCCGAGGCCCUCGAGGUCGGCAUGGUGGGCGUCAACACCGGCUUGAUCUCGGAUGUGGCCAGCCCCUUCGGUGGCGUGAAGGAGAGCGGAUUCGGCCGCGAGGGCAGCUUUUUGGGCGUCGAGGAGUAUCUCGUGACGAAGUCUAUUACCUUGGGCGGGAUGGAUCAGCCGCUGCAGGGUUCGUCGUAG